Molecule: messenger RNA, 1871 nt
Organism: Melanaphis sacchari
Lineage: Eukaryota; Metazoa; Arthropoda; Insecta; Hemiptera; Aphididae
Exons: 11
Coding region: 459-1871 (470 amino acids)
Biological process (GO): glutathione metabolic process
Cellular component (GO): cytoplasm
Molecular function (GO): glutathione transferase activity
Source: RefSeq, a predicted model, not a curated record
UUAGCUUUAAAUUUUUAAUUUUUGGUUGGUGUAUACGUGUAAACUUGUAAAGAACUGUGGACUGUGAUAGUGUGAUUAUAAUAUUGUUUAAAGGUUUUAAGGUUAGCAAUUUAAGAAAAGAUUAUAAACACACAAAAAAAUUAUUGAUUUCGAAAAAAUUUUUUUCCCAUGUAUUUCUUAUGGAAUGAACCGUCACUCGUUAGUCUUAUCAAUAGACAAUCUAAUCCGAUCAACUGAUGAUUCUGAAGUUAAUACUGUUGUCUGUUUGUGCCUUGCUCAUUAGGACUUAAUAUUUAUCUUAAAAGUUAAAAUGCUUGGUUCAAUUAAAUAAAUUUAUUAUUCCCAUUUACUAUUGAUUUUUCAUAUUAUAUUAAUGUAUCUAAGAUACAUCUGUUAUAAUUAGGUUUUCGUAAAACCUUGGUUUAACUUGAGUUCAUGUGGUAGUUUCAUUUUUUAACAUGGUUAAAUUAAAGUUUUAUUACGAUUUAUUGUCUCAACCAAGCCGAGCUUUGUAUAUAUUUAUGAAGAAAACCGAAAUUCCAUUUGAACCAAAACCAUUAAAUUUAAGACAAGGAGAGCAUCUCACUAAACAAAUUGAAAGUUUAAAUCCGUUCAAAAAAGUACCUUUUAUUGAUGACAAGGGAACAGUUUUAAUAGAAAGUGUUGCAAUACUUCGUUAUCUAUGUCGAAUGUAUAAAGUAGCUGACCAUUGGUAUCCCAAAGACAUAAAAAAGCAGGCUCUUGUUGACGAAUAUUUAGAGUGGCAACAUAAUAAUACUAGAGCUCAUUGUACUCAGUAUUUUCGGUACAAGGCAUUAUCACCAUUAAAAACUGGCCAAAUUACAAAUGUUGAAAAGGUUGCAAUUUUAGAAAAACGAAUGAUUGAAAAUUUAAAUUUACUAGAAAAUAUUUGGUUAAAUGAUAAAUCGUAUUUGUGCGGAGACGAAAUUUCUAUUUCUGAUCUUGUUGCUGCAUGUGAAAUCGAACAACCAAGAAUUGCUGGUUUUGAUCCAUUAGUAGGUCAUCCAAAUUUAACCAAAUGGAUGACUAGAGUCCAAUCAAAGUUUUCACCUUUUUAUAAGGAAGCACAUGAAGUUGUCGAACAUACUGCUGAUGAAUACAAGUGUUAUGUUAAAGAAUUAAGUAAAAAUAAAAAACCAGUUCUAACUAAAAACAUGUCGAAGUUAAUAUUUUAUUACGAUUUAUUGUCACAACCAUGCAGAGCAUUGUAUAUGUUUUUUAAAAAAGCUGAUGUUCCGUUUGAAGGAAAAGUUGUGAACUUACUGAAAGGAGAACAAUUAGCAGCUGAAUUUGAGGCCAUAAAUCCAUUAAAAAAAGUACCAGUUAUCAACGAUAAGGGAUUUAUUCUUACUGAAAGCAUAGCAAUUUUACGUUACAUUUGUCGUACUCAUAAUGUAGCUGAUCACUGGUACCCUAAAGAUUCUGUGAAACAAGCACAUGUAGAUGAAUAUCUAGAGUGGCAUCACACAAAUACUAGAGCUGAUUGUGGUCUCUAUUGUUUACAUAAAGUAAUGUGGCCUUUAUUCAGUGGAAAACCAGUAAAUAAACAAAGAGUUGCACAGUUAGAAAAAAAAAUGAUUAUUACUUUAGACUUAAUAGAAAAUGUUUGGCUAAAAAAUAAAACGUUUUUGAGUGGGAAUGAAAUUUCUUUUUCUGAUAUUAUUGGUAUUUGUGAAAUCGAUCAAACAAAAAUGACCGGUUUUGAUCCAUAUGCCAAUCGUCCAAAUUUAUCUAAAUGGAAAAUGAGAACAGUAUCAUAUUUAAACCCAUAUUAUGAAGAGGCCAAUGAAAUACUUGAAAUGCAUGCAGCUUAUUUUAAAAAACAUGGUGAACUGAAUUCAAAAAUUUAA